Molecule: messenger RNA, 1314 nt
Organism: Trypanosoma brucei brucei TREU927
Lineage: Eukaryota; Euglenozoa; Kinetoplastea; Trypanosomatida; Trypanosomatidae
Exons: 1
Coding region: 1-1314 (437 amino acids)
Source: RefSeq, a predicted model, not a curated record
AUGGAAAAAAAAGGAAGAAGCAAGGAAAAAGAAGCGAAGAAGUCAUGGGUUGUUAAGAGGUACUCAAAAACCCCGAGUUUGGUGGUGCGGUGGAAUCAAAGAGCGGAACGGCUGUUGUUUUUAGUUUUAUUUUUCGUUUUGUGUUGCAGCAAUGUUGCAGUGUCAUUCUCUCCUUUGUCAGUGUCGAUAUCCCUUUUUCACCUUUCUACUCUCUUGUAUCGGGAGAUGAGUACUGUGUUUCCCCUUCUUCGGGCAUUGGGAAAGGUAUCACAUUUUACAGAAGUACAGACAAGAGCAGUUGGAAAGGCACAGCAGAUAUUGUUCGGCUCCGUGGGUAGUAAUGCGCAAAAAUGCACCACAUCACAUGGCGAGGUCGCAGCUCUUCGCUGCCGGUAUCGAGUAUGCGAUGCCUUUGAGGUACCAAUGUCUUUUAUCGGGUCUUGUCAGGAACACGGCGACAAUAUGAUACUCGCGCACGUGCCGGGUCUUCCCGGUGCGUUCCCCGUUUCUACCGAAGAGUUGCAUCGUCACAAGUCUUUUUUCCUUAUUGAUAAUUCUCGUGAUGACUGGGGCAGCGCCACCGUUAACAAUGCAGACGACAUGCAGCUCAGCGAAUGUGUGCAACUGUCUCUGCUUUGUGUGAUGGAGGCGCUCGAAACUGAGGGUGGCGGGGCUUCCAUUCUCGAUAAGUUACUUUCGUUGGUGCGCCGCCGAGCUGCAUCGCUUCGUGGUUCAGAGUUGCUUUUGGCGACGGGGAGCCGUAUUAACGAGGGGGGAUUAGAGCUCUCAUUUCCGUACCACUGCGGUAAUAGUCACGCUUCGAAACGUUACUUUGACAUAUCACAGGAGGCAUGCACGCUUUUUGGACCCCAUGUCAAGCACGGAACCAAAAUGUUGUGCCGCUACGGCACCGCGGUGGUUGUGGGCGUGGCACCGGAGGAAUCAUUGGGGUGCCCUGUGCCGUUUUGGAAUCCGUUGGGUGCCCCCGCUGCCUGUUUAGCACCAGUCUUUAGUGGUUGCCCAGCCAUUCCCGUGGGUGAGGUGAAGUUGGAAUACAACGGACCUACGACGAGUUCCUCGCUUCUUGAUGCUGAGGACGCAUCCCGCUACCUAAACCCAACAGUUGACGGACGCUUCGAUGUGUCAUCAUGGUUGAAUGAAGGUCUCUUUGGGGUGAAAGUUGGGCAGCCAAUUGAGGAUGGUUGUGUUGCCCACGGUGUUUGUUAUGACUUAAACCUGUGCGAGUUUGUGUUGUUUGUUAGGGAAUUAUCCUCGGGUGAGGUUCGUCCCUCGUCGCACUGCCUUUUGAAGUAG